AUGAAAGAGCUUAUUGAUAAAGUGAACUUUCAAAAUUUGGAAGAGAAUUAUAAUGCUAAGAAAAUAUAUGUAACUAAGAAAAUACCUUUUAAUGUUAUACUGAAUAAACAAAAACAGGAACAAGAUAAAAAAGAAGACAAUAAAUUAUUUAAAGCUGUUAAAACAUAUUAUUUUACGAAGUUAAAAAGAAAAACAUUUUUUUUCUUAUUAAAUGAAUAUUAUAAAUCACAAAGUAUACUGUAUUUUUUUAAAUUAAGAGAUAUAGAUCGAAAGAGAAAAUGGGUUUUCUAUUCCUUUUUAAAAAAUAAAUUGCAGGGAAAAAUCAAAAGAUGUGUUAUGAACUCUUUAAAUAAUUUUACUGAUGCAGCGACAAGAUUUUAUAUAAAAUUAAAAUGUUUUAAUAUUCUUAAAAAGAACUUUUUGAAUACCAAAAGGAUAUAUUUAAGAAUAAAAAAGAAGAGAAUAAACAUUAUUAUUAUUAACAUAUUUUAUAAAUGGCUUGACUUAUCUGUAAUGCAUUUACAUAAGAAAUAUGAAAAGGCAAAAGAUUAUUAUAUUUUAAGAAAAAAGAGCAGGAUUUUUAAUUUAUGGAAAAGAAUAAUAAAUGACAACAAAUUUUUUAAAAAAAUUGAUAUAGUUUUUUUAAAAUUGGAAGAAAUUGCAAACUCCUGGGAACAAAAAUAA
Plasmodium falciparum 3D7 is the source of this 684-nucleotide messenger RNA. RefSeq lists its product as uncharacterized. Lineage: Eukaryota; Apicomplexa; Aconoidasida; Haemosporida; Plasmodiidae. The record is from RefSeq and is a predicted model, not a curated record. The transcript is spliced from 4 exons. The coding region runs from base 1 to 684 and encodes 227 amino acids.